This is a messenger RNA of Chlorocebus sabaeus (green monkey), 11814 nucleotides long. The record is from RefSeq and is a predicted model, not a curated record. Lineage: Eukaryota; Metazoa; Chordata; Mammalia; Primates; Cercopithecidae.
CAAAGUGCUGGGAUUACAGGCUUGAGCCACCGCGCCCGGCCCCUGAUUUAUUAUUUCUUAUUCUAAUACUAAAUUUUAGCCUAAUGUCGAUCAACCACUCACCCUCCAGUCUUUCACUUUCUUAACCUUCUUGAAAGUACUGGCUUCUUCUUACUUCUCUUUAAUUCAUAUUUACUUGUUGGUAGUAGGGUAGGCAUCAGAUAAGUUCCUCAAUAUGGAGGUUAUGCUCAUGCCUGGGGCACUUUAUGAUUAAAAAUAAUAUUAUUAUAGAGGUUGUUUGUAUAAACUAUGAGCUUUGUGUUAGGUUAGUAAAAGAGGCAUUACAAAAUACUUGUUUUUAAAUGUGAAGCUUUGUGCUUGAGCAGCUUAAUGCUCUGGGUGAGCAUAGAGAAUAUACAUUGGUCCUAAAGAGGCUUGCAGGCUUCCAGAAAGACAUUACAUAGAAAUAAGUUAUGUCUAGACUGAGAGGAUGAUGAAAUAUGCUCCAGGAUUUCAGAGAGGGGCAAGUAGGUAUGUUUGAAUGGGUGAGGAAGGCCUGUGGAUGAAGCCGAGGAGGUGUCACCCAACCUAGAUGCUUGGGGAAGCUGUUAAGAGUUUUGGAGAAGGGGACAAUGAAGCAAAGUUCUCUCCCUUCUUUUUCACUUCCCCCCAUUCUUUUUCUUCUAGAACUGUAUCUUUUCUUCUUUCUUUCCUGAAGAUGCAAAAGCUACAGAUGUGAAUGAGAGGGACUAAAGCCAGAGUCAUGACUGUGAAGUAUUGAUUUCAGGUAUUUGUUCUUAAACUCAGACCAAAUAUAAAAAGAUGACCUUGGGGGCUUAGAAUUGUGCAGUUUUUGUUCUUCAAGAGAAUUUAUUGGAGAGAUCUCAGAGUAAGGCAUUGCUUGUAUUUUCCUUCAGCAUAGUACUUAGAUUUUCAUUUUCUUAGAUCUAAUUAUAAAAGAGACUUAGGAGGUGGAAAAUAAAUUCAAUAAGUCUUCAAAGUUUUUCCUUUCUUUAUUUUAUAAGCUAAGUAUCAUUGAAUUGGGGGAAUACUAAGAAGGGUAUCGGUGACAGAAUCACUAGUUUCCUCAACCUGCCUCAGCUUACCAAAUUUAACUCAUUUUGUGAAACUAUCACCACAUGUAAAUAUAUAAAAAAUUAGAAUUUCUUUGAAGAAACAUUUUCUUAGCCAAUCAAAAGUAAGAGCUAAUGAGGCUUCAGGAUGAUUUGGUUUUCAGACUUUUUUUUUUUUUUUCCCAAUGCCACAAUGCUUAGAUACGGUGGGAAAGGCACUUCAAAGUGAGUACUCCAGAUUUAAUUCAAAUGCACCCAUUUAAGUAGCUCAGAAAAUUGCAUAAUCUAUGGUUUCUGGAGUGACAGUGUUUUAUAUGUUGAAAUCUUUUGGAGUGAGAUUGAAACAGCAUAAUCAUUUUAUUUCAUUAAAAUCAGUCUCAGCCUCUUCUUUUUCCUUUCAUUCACUGCAGGCUUUUCCAUCUAGGAAACAAUUCAUAGCUGCUUCUUCAGAGGAUGUCUAAUUUUCCCUCAUUCAGAGGGACACAUUUGGUAGUUUGCCCUGUGUUUUAAUUAGUAAGCUUCAGAGAAAGAGAGUCGUCGGAGCCAGGGCCCCCAGUUGUGGAAGUUUCUAUAUCCGGUAAAUUGGAUCCAUUCCAGGGCAGAAUCAUUUAUCAACAAAUGAAACACCAGCCACUUCCCACACGUCCUCUGAUUGCAUUAAAAAAAUCACUCCCCUUCCUACCCAAAUUGAGUAUGCUUACAGUAUGGAGCUGACGAACAUUCUCUUUCCUUCUCCUCCUCCUCCUCCUCCUCCUCCUCAUUCUGUUGAAUUGCUGGUUUCUGUAAUCUAUUAGGCUUCUUAUUAAUAGUAAUAAAAUGUUCAUUCAUUAACUCUCUCAUGCCUACAUAUCAGUUAUAGUCACUCUCUUUGCCCCCAAGUUAUGCAGUCUUUAUAAGGUUGUUCAGUAGCAGAGAAAUGAGCUGGGAAAACUGAUAUUGCAUCUGUAGCAUCAGGUACUAUUUAACCAGUGGGAGGGACUGAUAAAAUUAGCAAGUUGACUAACCACUUCCCUUCCUUGCGGCUCUUUAAUAUUAUAACGGAUACAGAAAAGUUCAGAAGGACUGAGCUAGUUUGCGAAACCACAGCACACUUUGGCAAAGAGGGAAUGCACAAUAAAACGGAUGGGGUGGCUGGACGAGAGCAGCUCUUGGCUCAGCAAAGAAUGCACAGUAUGAUCAGCUCAGUGGAUGUGAAGUCAGAAGUUCCUGUGGGCCUGGAGCCCAUCUCACCUUUAGACCUAAGGACAGACCUCAGGAUGAUGAUGCCCGUGGUGGACCCUGUUGUCCGUGAGAAGCAAUUGCAGCAGGAAUUACUUCUUAUCCAGCAGCAGCAACAAAUCCAGAAGCAGCUCCUGAUAGCAGAGUUUCAGAAGCAGCAUGAGAACUUGACACGGCAGCACCAGGCUCAGCUUCAGGAGCAUAUCAAGUUGCAACAGGAACUUCUAGCCAUAAAACAGCAACAAGAACUCCUAGAAAAGGAGCAGAAACUGGAGCAGCAGAGGCAAGAACAGGAAGUAGAGAGGCAUCGCAGAGAACAGCAGCUUCCUCCUCUCAGAGGCAAAGAUAGAGGACGAGAAAGGGCAGUGGCAAGUACAGAAGUAAAGCAGAAGCUUCAAGAAUUCCUAUUGAGUAAAUCAGCAACGAAAGACACUCCAACUAAUGGAAAAAAUCAUUCCGUGAGCCGCCAUCCCAAGCUCUGGUACACGGCUGCCCACCACACAUCAUUGGAUCAAAGCUCUCCACCCCUUAGUGGAACGUCUCCAUCCUACAAGUAUACAUUACCAGGAGCACAAGAUGCAAAGGAUGAUUUCCCCCUUCGAAAAACUGCCUCUGAGCCCAACUUGAAGGUGCGGUCCAGGUUAAAACAGAAAGUGGCAGAGAGGAGAAGCAGCCCCUUACUCAGGCGGAAGGAUGGAAAUGUUGUCACUUCAUUCAAGAAGCGAAUGUUUGAGGUGACAGAAUCCUCAGUCAGUAGCAGUUCUCCAGGCUCUGGUCCCAGUUCACCAAACAACGGGCCAACUGGAAGUGUUACUGAAAAUGAGACUUCAGUUUUGCCCCCUACCCCUCAUGCUGAGCAAAUGGUUUCACAGCAACGCAUUCUAAUUCACGAAGAUUCCAUGAACCUGCUAAGUCUUUAUACCUCUCCUUCUUUGCCCAACAUUACCUUGGGGCUUCCUGCAGUGCCAUCCCAGCUCAAUGCUUCGAAUUCACUCAAAGAAAAGCAGAAGUGUGAGACGCAGACGCUUAGGCAAGGUGUUCCUCUGCCUGGGCAGUACGGGGGCAGCAUCCCGACGUCUUCCAGCCACCCUCAUGUUACUUUAGAGGGAAAGCCGCCCAACAGCAGCCACCAGGCUCUCCUGCAGCAUCUAUUAUUGAAAGAACAAAUGCGACAGCAAAAGCUACUUGUAGCUGGUGGCGUUCCCUUACAUCCUCAGUCUCCCUUGGCAACAAAAGAGAGAAUUUCACCUGGCAUUAGAGGUACCCACAAAUUGCCCCGUCACAGACCCCUGAACCGAACCCAGUCUGCACCUUUGCCUCAGAGCACGUUGGCUCAGCUGGUCAUUCAACAGCAACACCAGCAAUUCUUGGAGAAGCAGAAGCAAUACCAGCAGCAAAUCCACAUGAACAAACUGCUUUCGAAAUCUAUUGAACAACUGAAGCAACCAGGCAGUCACCUUGAGGAGGCAGAGGAAGAGCUUCAGGGGGACCAGGCGAUGCAGGAAGACAGAGCGCCCUCUAGUGGCAACAGCACUAGGAGCGACAGCAGUGCUUGUGUGGAUGACACACUGGGACAAGUUGGGGCUGUGAAGGUCAAGGAGGAACCAGUGGACAGUGAUGAAGAUGCUCAGAUCCAGGAAAUGGAAUCUGGGGAGCAGGCUGCUUUUAUGCAACAGCCCUUCCUGGAACCCCCGCACACACGUGCGCUCUCUGUGCGCCAAGCGCCGCUGGCUGCGGUUGGCAUGGAUGGAUUAGAGAAACACCGUCUUGUCUCCAGGACUCACUCUUCCCCUGCUGCCUCUGUUUUACCUCACCCAGCAAUGGACCGCCCCCUCCAGUCUGGCUCUGCAACUGGAAUUGCCUAUGACCCCUUGAUGCUGAAACACCAGUGCGUUUGUGGCAAUUCCACCACCCACCCUGAACAUGCUGGACGAAUACAGAGUAUCUGGUCACGACUACAAGAAACUGGGCUGCUAAAUAAAUGUGAGCGAAUUCAAGGUCGAAAAGCCAGCCUGGAGGAAAUACAGCUUGUUCAUUCUGAACAUCACUCACUGUUGUAUGGCACCAACCCCCUGGACGGACAGAAGCUGGACCCCAGGAUACUCCUAGGUGAUGACUCUCAAAAGUUUUUUUCCUCAUUACCUUGUGGUGGACUUGGGGUGGACAGUGACACCAUUUGGAAUGAGCUGCACUCGUCCGGUGCUGCACGCAUGGCUGUUGGCUGUGUCAUCGAGCUGGCUUCCAAAGUGGCCUCAGGAGAGCUGAAGAAUGGGUUUGCUGUUGUGAGGCCCCCUGGCCAUCACGCUGAAGAAUCCACAGCCAUGGGGUUCUGCUUUUUUAAUUCAGUUGCAAUUACCGCCAAAUACUUGAGAGACCAACUAAAUAUAAGCAAGAUAUUGAUUGUAGAUCUGGAUGUUCACCAUGGAAACGGUACGCAGCAGGCCUUUUAUGCUGACCCCAGCAUCCUGUACAUUUCACUCCAUCGCUAUGAUGAAGGGAACUUUUUCCCUGGCAGUGGAGCCCCAAAUGAGGUUGGAACAGGCCUUGGAGAAGGGUACAAUAUAAAUAUUGCCUGGACAGGUGGCCUUGAUCCUCCCAUGGGAGAUGUUGAGUACCUUGAAGCAUUCAGGACCAUCGUGAAGCCUGUGGCCAAAGAGUUUGAUCCAGAUAUGGUCUUAGUAUCCGCUGGAUUUGAUGCAUUGGAAGGCCACACCCCUCCUCUAGGAGGGUACAAAGUGACAGCAAAAUGUUUUGGUCAUUUGACGAAGCAAUUGAUGACAUUGGCUGAUGGACGUGUGGUGUUGGCUCUAGAAGGAGGACAUGAUCUCACAGCCAUCUGUGACGCAUCAGAAGCCUGUGUAAAUGCGCUUCUAGGAAAUGAGCUGGAGCCGCUUGCAGAAGAUAUUCUCCACCAAAGCCCGAAUAUGAAUGCUGUUAUUUCUUUACAGAAGAUCAUUGAAAUUCAAAGCAAGUAUUGGAAGUCAGUAAGGAUGGUGGCUGUGCCAAGGGGCUGUGCUCUGGCUGGUGCUCAGUUGCAAGAGGAGACAGAGACCGUUUCUGCCCUGGCCUCCCUAACAGUGGAUGUGGAACAGCCCUUUGCUCAGGAAGACACCAGAACUGCUGGUGAGCCUAUGGAAGAGGAGCCAGCCUUGUGAAGUGCCAAGUCCCCCUCUGAUAUUUCCUGUGUGUGACAUCAUUGUGUAUCCCCCCACCCCAGCACCCUCAGACAUGUCUUGUCUGCUGCCUGGGUGGCACAGAUUCAAUGGAACAUAAACACUGGGCACAAAAUUCUGAACAGCAGCUUCACUUGUUCUUUGGAUGGACUUGAAAGGGCAUUAAAGAUUCCUUAAACGUAACCGCUGUGAUUCUAGAGUUACAGUAAACCACGAUUGGAAGAAACUGCUUCCAGCAUGCUUUUAAUAUGCUGGAUGACCCACUCCUAGACACCAAGUUUGAACUAGAAACAUUCAGUACAGCACUAGAUAUUGUUAAUUUCAGAAGCUAUGACAGCCAGUGAAAUUUUGGGCAAAACCUGAGGGGUAUUCAUUCCUGACAUUCUGAUCAGCUUUUUUGGGGUAAUUUUUUUUUUUCAAACAGUCUUAACUUGUUUACAGGAUUUGCUUUUACUAUGAAAGGAUAGUAAUUCCACCCAGAAUGUAAUGUUUCUUGUUUGUUUGUUUUGUUUUGUUAGGGUUUUUUUUUUUUUUUCCCUAAACUUUAACACACAGUUCAACUCUUCCUAGUGAAAGUUCAAGAUGGAGGCACUAGCAUGAGGCUUUUUUCAGUGGAAUAAACCACACUGUAUCUCAAAGUCCAAAUGCCAAAGGAACCUCACACACUGUUUGUAAUGGUGCAAUAUUUUAUAUCACUUUUUUUUUAAUGUCCAUAAUAUCUUUGUGUUCUCACACACAGGCGAUUUGCAAUUUUGCAACUGUGUUGGAGAAUGAAGCCCCCCCACCUCCCAGCCCCGCAUACAUCCCUUGUUCUUAUGACAGUAGGUCUGAGCAAAUGUUCCACCAAGCAUUUUCAGUGUCUUUGAAAAGCAGGUAACCUUUCAAAGGUGGUCUUAAUUUGUUGCAAAUCUAUCAAGUACUUAUUCACUCACCUUUAUUUUUCUGCCCUCUGUCAAUUUCUUUCUUCGUACCUUUCAUCAUUCAUUCCUACCUUUAGAAAAACUGAAGAUUACCCAUUAUCUCCCCUAUUACUUGAGGGCCUUGACUAUUUAGAUUAUUUUGUUUAUUUUCCAGGUUAACACAGUUGUUUUGUCUGAUUGCAUUUUAUUAACUGUGAAGCUAUUCACACGAAUAUCACUUAAGCAACAUUGCUCAAUUUUCUAUGUGUUUGAAAUGUAUUAACAAAGGCACUGCUUAUUUGUAGUCACCUUGAAUUGACUUAACCUAGAAGUUGUGCCUUCAUGUGAAAAAAAAACAAAAACAAAAAACAGCCUUUAAACAAGUUGCCUUAGUGUCAAAGGUUAAAAAUAAAGGACAUUUAUUUCUGAGAUUAAAAGUAACUUACUAAAUAUAAGUAGGUUAUCCUCCUACCUCCUAAAAUUCUAUUUCAACAUAUAACUCAAACACCUAAAGAUAUUGAGGUAGAAUAUCUCACAGUAUUUAAUAUCUGACAAUGCUUUUGAAAGAGUUGAUGUUUCUUUUUAUAUAUUUUUCUAACUCAAAGGAUAUAUUAAAGCCAUAAGUGAAGAUUGUCAUGCUUUUAUUCAGAAAUCUGAAAGAAACCUUAAUUAAAACAAGGUUUUAGGGAAGGCCAUGAUAUGAAAGAUAUGGAACAAUGUGGUUUUAGUUAGAGAGGACUCUAACCUGUAAAUCAAAGAUGAAAGAUUUCACUCAAGUAGAAUUAUAUAACUCCCUUUGUUAUACAGUCAGACCAUAUUUUUCAUGCAUUUGGUUUUUUUAGGAUUACCAUUUUAAUUUUAAAGACUUUUAUUACAUAUACAAAAAUGGCUCAAUACUUGGUUUAACAUCUUAGAAAUUUGAGACACCCUUUGAAAUAGGAAAUCUGAAAUGGAAUGUAACUUAGUAUUAGGUAAAAAUUGCUUUCAUUGCAUAUGGGCAAAUUCAAUCUAGAUUCAUAGUAGUAAUCAAUUUUUUAUAAAUUUUAUUUUCAUGAUAUUUUCAGAGAAAUUCAUACCAAUCAUAUUUGCUAGCUUAUGUUAUUUUGCAGUGAUUGCUUGAGGAUAUUUACUUAAAAAAAUAGGAGAGCCAAAGGCUUAACAAAAGACUCUCCCCCAUUUUAAAAAGGAAACUCAUGUUUUAAUUAGAAAACUAAUCGUGUAGUUUUAAAAUCAACUUCAUAAUUAUACAUUUCUGUCAUUACUUUUUAGUCCUCCCAGAUAUUUUUUAGAUGUUGAAUAGGAAAAUAAAACAGUGUAAUGCAAACAUACUAAUUUACUGAAGUUUCCUACAACAAUUUAGCCACAUGUUUAUGCCAAGCCAUUAAUCUGAUAUAGCCAAAUCACUAGGACAUCUCCAUGGUUAUUUAGAUUUAAAACUUGACACAUUAAUGAGUUAAUCACACAUUCUCCCAUGUGACACCAUACCCAAUAGGUUGCACUUAGAAUCUUUCAGAUACCUGGAGAAGCAAAUGAACUAUGGAGAGGAUUAUUCACAGCUGAAUGUAGCUGUAAGAACAGAAUGCCAGUGCUUUUUGAUUAUACCGUUACAAGAUGGAGCACAGCCCUGAGGGACAGAAUAGAGGCUUUCAGAAAAUAUCAACACUUCUUUUGAAAUAGACCAGCACUUUUUGAAAGGGUAGUUUCACUUGAUAUAGUUUUUCUUCACUUACAGGUUUAAAUUUUAUUGCUCACAAUUGUUCUGAAUGAGAGGCUAGAAGAGUAUUAUCAAUUUUGCAUCUCUUUGUGAUCCUUACUUUGAAGAAAAUCACAUAGGCUCUCUCACAGUCUCAUGAUAUCUCAUAUAGGUGAAUAAAAAUGAUUUUUCAUAAAUCUAGUAAAUAAUACUAGGAGUUUAAUAAACCGUCAAACAUAGGUAUAAAAAGAAGUCUUAAAUAUUAAUUUUUCCCAAUUGUAUAAUUUGGGGCUGGAUAUUAAACUAAAAAAUACAGUUCAUUUUAUUAAACAGUAACCAAAAUGGACUCAAAACCAGAGGCUAUGUUACCAUUGCUUCGUAAAUGGAAAGAACAUUUUGAGAUGAACUAUCUUUAAAUAUUUUAACAAGUUCAUAAUAUCAAUAGUGGGGCUGGAAGUCAGCUUUGGAGAAAAUAGAGAUAUUUGUGAAAAAAUGACUACAAAUCACAUUUCUGUUACCAAUCCGGGGGAUGGAAAUCUUGCCUUCAGUGUUUACUCCAGCUCUACACGACACUGUCACUAACCUCUCACUGACAACAUGAUGGCCUUGAAAGCAGGGCAUCUCCUCCCACAAAGGCUUCAGAAAUUACAGGACUGGUCUCUCUUAAUAGUUCAGUCCUGCUUUAUUUCCAAAGGUCAUUUAUAAAGCCUUGUGGAUUUACUGGGUUUCUUUACAGACUCCAUAUGGAAGUAAAAUAGAAGGAUCAUUUGGAAAGUCUCCUGGGAAAAAAUUCCUCUUCAACCAGCAUUUUAAAACUUUUGAGACAAGAGUUUUGCGCUUGGUGCCCAGGCUGCAGUGUAAUGGUGCAAUCUCGGCUCACUGCCACCUCUGCCUCCCGGGUUCAAGCAAUUCUCCUGCCUCAGCCUCCCGAGUAGCUGGGAUUACAGGCAUGCGCACCAUGCCUGGCUAAUUUUUGCUUUUUAGUAGAGACGGGUCUCCAUGUUGGUCAGGUUGGUCUCAAACUCCCGACCUCAGGUGAUCCACCCGCCUCAGGCUCCCAAAGUGCUGAAAUUACAGGCGUGAGCCACUGCGCCUGGCCAAACUUAUUGUCUUAACGCCAGCAUUUAUGUUUAGAAUAAUUAAUUUGAAUAUUUCUUAGUAUUUCUCUGUUGAAUGUUUAUUCUCAACUUAUCUCAAUGAAAGAAAUAUUAAAAGUCUUAUAGCCCCAAAAGAAACAAGCCAAACUUUACUGUCUUAAAAGUGAUUCACUCUGAACUUGAAAUGACUCUGUCAGUGUCUGACAUUGUCAUUUCUAGUGGCAUGUAUCUUAACAUUCUUUUCCUGCUUCAGGAAUGAAUUCACUUGUCCUGCUGAGAAAAUAAGGGGAAAACAAGAUAGAAGUAGAAAACAACACACCUGUUCAACUAUUUUCAUAAAGAUGGCGUUUUUCACUUUCAAAGAAAUGAAAACCAGAUGGCCUAUGCUAAGAAGUGAAGGCAUUUAGUUGUCUUCAAAACUGAUCAACAUGGUCAUGAUCAUCAUCAAAUUUCUUGUGUUCCCAAAGGCCACUAUUAUAGUACAGUCUCCAGCAGUAUUUUGUACAAUGUGCUGGCUUUGGAAUGAAAUAUUAUAAUGUAUCUUGUCACCUUCAUCAACACCACCAUUAAAUAUGUAAGUUCCUAUGUGUGGCUUCUUUUUCUGGGCAUAUUUGCAUCAAAAAUCAUAGCCCUUGCCUCCUUGCUUGCUUUUACUCCAUUAAAUGCUUUAUGAAGCAGAGCAUGAUUGUCAAGUGGCCAGAGGAUGACAUUUGUAAGUGAACAACGUAUACUCACACAUGCUAUACUCAUACUACAUAACUUAAUUUCUCCAAAUCAACUGCAGUCCAUUUUAUCUAUGACAUUCCUAGCUUCGUAUAAUGCUUUUGUAAAAUACAUUAAAUACAAUUGAGUCAGUUAUUACUAUGCUGGAAAUAACUAGGUCAGACAAUUAAACCUAAGACUUCUGAUCUGGGGCUGUUUGGACUUGAUCCAAUGAUAAGGUAAUGAGGUUGUUGCAAUUUCUCAAACCAUCUUAAUUCUCAAACUGAAACAUUUAGCAAAUACAUGGUGAAUCUGGUGUAAACUUACAAUCUUUCUAACAAAUAAUGUUCUUUCAACUCUUCUCUACUUUUUCUGCCUAACAAUCUAUACCAAAUUGCCCAUAUCUAAGCAAUCAAAAGUUUCUGAAAUCUCUACACUAUGUUUCCUUAGUAGAAAUGACCUUGACAACUUAUUUUCUGAGAUACCGCUAGGCCUACUGUCUUUCAUGCCAUUUUGUAUAAACACUUUGAUAGACGCUCUGUCUUUUGUUUUUCAUCUCUUUUCAAGAGCCACUUGACUUUUUCGAAUAUUCUUAAAAGAUAGAUUUAGUUAUUGUAUUUUGGUCUACAGUUUUGGACUUGGCAGUUUGUUUUACUAAGCAGAAUUAUUCUUUUUGUUUCAAACAUAGUUUGCCAUCAUUCUUGCUACUCCCUAAUCAUGUUGUGCUAGUUAUUGUGUAGAGAAAAUUGUACAUAUAUUACCUUGUCCUUUGGAAGAUGUCUUUGAGUCAAACCCACAAGCAUGAACUCUCACCUGAAGGAAAACUGGCAAAGGAGAAACUGUAAAUCAAUAUGUUUUGAAAGGAAGAGAUUUCCAGAGUUUAAAAAAAAAAAAAAAAAUUGGGAUCCUUUUAUUUUUUUGUUUAGGCCUUAGGCACAAUAGAAGCAAAUGUUGCAAUGUCAAAUAUAAUAGGGAGAGUUCAAUGUUUCCUGGGACAUUGUGGUCAUGUCUUGAAUCCCCUUCUUGGAGCUGGCAUUUUAUGACAAUUCAUAGAGAUCUUGCAGCAAUAUUGAGCUAUUGGUUUUAUUAACUUAAAAUUCAACAGAAAUGGAGUCAUUUUAAAAAAACAAAGAAUUAAGAAUUGCAAAAUCUGAAGUGGAAUGGCACUUCCUUGGGUAUGUAAGGGUUGUUUUUGGAUAAAACUCCCCAUUUGUUCUUCCUACACUUUAAUAGUCUCAAAUUCUUUCUGGGGAAGCAACGUCAGUGUCUACCUCCACAAUAACUACGAUAUAGGAAAUUGCCCUUUCAGUGGUUUCUAGGUAUAACAAACAAGCCGUUAAAAACAAGUGACCAUUUUGUAGGUUACAGCCUUAGCAGUCUGUGUCAUUUGAAAGCAAAUGUCCUGAUAUUUUUAAAUAAGGUAGGCAGGGCAGGCAGGAAACCAAUAUUUAUUAGUUUUGUGAUUAAACACUCUAGACCAGGCUUGUUGAUGUGUAUGCCAAUAAUCUAGAAUUUUUGGCUUAGUGUAAAAUAAAAAUGUCUUUUCUAUUGUGGUCUGAUAUCUGUUUCUGUAAUAAGAUCAGUUUGUUGUCCUCUGUGCACCAGUGGUUUUGCCCUUAAUUUUUUUUGGCUAGCAUCACCAAGAUCUGUCAUCCAGAGCUGCUGAGAAAAAUACAUGUUGCCAAACUUUUCUUAAAAUUGUGCUGCCAGUGGCAUUUUCCCAGAUGUGAAAAAUAAUAAUCUAAUAAAGGAUUAAUACCUAAUAACAAUAUCAUUGUUGAACAUGCUCAUGGAAUGUCCACCUUCUUCUGAUUCCUUUUUUGUAUUUGAAAAUGCAAUGGUGUGUUCCAAAUUAUCGUUGAUGUUGUUAAUGUCAUGACUCUCCUUUGAAGAGAAUAAAAGAUUCCCCUUUGUUUUGUGUUUUCUACUGAAUUAGAUUUUCCUCUAGUCCUAUGUGAAUAAAAGCUAUUUGAAAUAAAA